Molecule: messenger RNA, 3885 nt
Organism: Annulohypoxylon maeteangense
Lineage: Eukaryota; Fungi; Ascomycota; Sordariomycetes; Xylariales; Hypoxylaceae
Product: SNF2 family N-terminal domain-containing protein
Exons: 5
Coding region: 1-3885 (1294 amino acids)
Cellular component (GO): nucleus
Molecular function (GO): DNA binding; ATP-dependent chromatin remodeler activity; ATP binding
Source: RefSeq, a predicted model, not a curated record
AUGGACGAAGGCUCUAUGCCCACUCGUCCGCCUCAACCGGACGUUGAUGAUGAAACGUUUUGGAAGACGCGUAUCCGAGAUAAACUUAUAGCUUCCCAUGAGAACCAUACAAUCCAUGGACGCCUCGAUCCGCACCAGAUCUUGAAGAGCCUAACGGAAAUUAAGAUAUUUUAUUCCGGUCACGAUGUUCACCCAUCUCGAAUUAUUGACAAUGAGAAUUUUGCUCGCUGGGCAAUUGAAGAAGCGUUAGAAGAAUACCAACCGGGCAGUAAUUUCAAAACAGCAGGUAACAUAAUGGAGGGUCGGUCCGUGAAUAUCAGCAAGCAAUUGCUCCUUGAUAAGAUCACGGAGGCAAUUCAAGUUGAAGGUCAACAGGACAUUGAUGCCGAGGACCCAAACGGAUCAAAGGGCUCAGAGUCGGAGAUCGUUCAGGAUGUGAGCGCCGUAGCCGAAACAAUUAUUUCCGCCUCUCCUAACAGCCUUGGACCUCCUAUCGAAGCUUGUGUAUCGUAUCUUCGAAUGGAGAAGUGUGGUACAUUUGGUCGCAACAAUCUCACUGUCUGGAAGUCCCCGUUUUUUCCGAAACUCGAUGGUCAAGAGGGCCGCAAAGGUUUUCUCGAUAACCAGGUCACAGCUAUUGUCUGGAUCAUGGCAAAUAUGCUUGGAAGCCUGCCACAACUGAAAAUAAAAUUGCCCGAGUACUGGAAUCCAACUACCGAUACCUACAAUUUCCCACGCGAGACAGAGAUCGAGAGGAAACACCGGAAAAGACUACGUAGACCUAGAUACUUUGGUGGAAUCUUAGCGGAUUCCAUGGGUCUAGGAAAAACUUUAACAACGAUCACAUGCCUUGAUCUAAUGAUGGCCCAGAGGCUUCACGUCGUCAAGAAACAGGGUGGGGGGUUCAAGCAUUGCCCCGUCCUGAUCCUGACACCCAACCUAAUCGUCGCCUCCCAAUGGGUUGACGAAAUCGAGCAGAUCGGAAACACGGCUAGCAUAAAAAAGAUCAUCAUGUCUGGAGAAGGCGCUCGGAAAAAAGCUGGACAACUUAGAACCCGUGUCCUAAAAGCUUCAGAGUUCAGAGAGUGGCCGGACGACUUGAGCUAUGUCUGGGAUGAAGACGAUCCAAGAGCGUCCAAAGUUAUCAUCGUGAUGUCAAUUGAUACUUGGUCAAGUCGGACGUGUACGACUAAAGUCAUCGAUAAAAACGGAAAAGUGGUUGAAGGAGAUUGGCAUUCCACAUUCACUGAUUUAGAACGGCAAUUUUCCAUCGUCGUGGUGGAUGAAGCUUACAAAGUCCGCCACACGACCACCCGAUAUUGGAAAUCAGUGGCAUUGUUGGAUCGCCAAUUUACCCUAUUGAUCACGGCAACACCUUGCAUGAAUCUCCUGGUGGACCUCAUGGGACCUGUGAGAUUGCUCUGGGACAGACCCGAGAGAUAUCUUCAAGAGAACAUGAAAAAGUGGCUGAAUAUCUCGAAGAAGUUCGAAGUUCCCAGUCAUCUUGACAAACUCGAUAAGAUGGAUUCCUUUGAUGAUCACCAACUCAUCGCCGGUAGGGACGCCAUAGUUUCUCAGUUGAUCAAAAAGUUUAGAGGUGAUGCGGAUAUCCAGGAGACUCGAAAGUAUCUGAAGUAUUUCGAGAAGCUAGCCAUCUUGCGAAGAGCUCCUGGUUCCAAUCUACAUUGGGAUUGGAAAGGUAGUAAGCUAGUAUCCUUGGACGGUCUACUGCCCAAGGUUUCUAAUUUCACAGUCAACAUUCAGCUUGACUGUCCUUUAGAAGCAGCCUACCAAAACGCCCACUUCAAAUUACUUAUCAAGUAUAUGGGUAUGCUGAAGAAACUCCAGAUACGACGAGGCGAGAAAAAAUCAGAGAAAAAGAAGAAAAUUCAGGGACGACGGCACGAUGAGACGUCGAAGAAACAAUCAGAAGAAGAAAAGGAAAAAUUUGAGUCAGUUCUCGCGAUGUAUCUCCAGUUCGAAUUAGCAGCGGCUUCUGUGGACAUCUUUCGGCUCGAAAAGCUCUUCUCAGAGAACGGAUUCGGCAUCAAAGCUGAGCACGUAAAGUUGAUGCGCCAUAACAAUGUCAACUUCCUUCAUUUCGCAGCAUUCCUGCUCCGCCCCGGCGACAAAAAGCCUAGAACUGCCCUAGAUUACGUCAAGCUUGCAGUUCGCAAGUCCCCGAUCUUGCGAUACAUAUUGCACCACGUUAAGGAGAAGGUCCUUGACAGGAAACCUGGAGAAAAGAUCAAGAAGCUCUUGAUCAUAGAGGCAAGGCCGAUUCUGGCGUACUACUACGAAAUCGUGCUUCAGUUCCUUCUGAUUAACUGCCGUACCCUUCACGCCGGCUUGUCGGGCGAGCAGCGCAGGGAACUCAUUGACAGUUUCAACGACGAUGGUGAUCAUUCGUGUCAGAUUCUGAUACAAAUGUACUCCGUAGGCUUUGCAGGCUCGAAUCUGCACAAGAGUUGUUCGCAAGUCUUGGUUGCGUCACAAGCCCAUAGUUUUCCUAUCCAAAUGCAGGCCGUACAUCGCGUUAUUCGGGUCGGGCAGAAGAAGAACGUGGAGGUCUACCGACUGAAAGUCAAUAACUCAUUUCACCAGUUUCGUGAGAGUAGACAGGUCGAGAAGAUCUUGCCUGAACUAGGAACUCGAGCGCAAGGUUCGAUGGUCAAUAUUCUCGUGCAACUACUAAAUCUAUUCCAAUUCGAGAUAGAUGAUGCGGUGAAUUCUCCAGAGGGACAAGAGCUUCUACAAAGCAUGAAUUUGCUCAUUGACAAGGAUACGGUAGUCGAGGGCGACGAUCAGCCGUAUGAGGAUGAUGAUAGCUGGGAAGAAUACGAUAGUAAUUCGGAGGAGGAAGAUAAUCAGUCAGAGGAUGGCAGCCAGCAAGAUGAUACGAGUGAGGAGGAUGAUGAUAAGAGCGAAGACGAUAGCGACGACGAGGCUUCGGCAACCAAACGAGCAAGACUAGAGGACGAAACCGAUUCCAACUCUGGGGAUUCCGAGAAGGAUUCUUCUGAAUCCAAAGCUGAUUCACAGGACAAGAACCCUAUUCGCCCGAAAAACGAAGGAACCAAGAAUUUAUUCAAAAACGACCUUAACCAGUUUCUUCGCCUUCAAUCGCGCGCUGCUUAUUACAACGAGUUCAAGAAUUUCCCCAAGGAGGUGAAAAGUCGCUUCUCACACGACAAGAACAACCUCAGACGGCUACUAUCCUACUCUAUCAGACACGGUAAAAACGGUCCAUUCGUGUGGACGGCGGAGGACCUGAACGACUCUGCCGUUCUCGAGAGAGCGAUGGAGCUGGCGCUACGAACUCGACUGGGAGCUAAGAACAUUGAGAUGUUACCGCUUCCCCAUAUCAGCUUCACCCGUGUUCGCGAAGAAAAGUUACAGCGUCUCACGCAGCUACUAGGAGAAUCUAACUUGACAGCCCAGGAUAUCGAUGAUCUCAUCGAGGAGAGAAAGGAAACGAGGCGCAGCAGAGAUACGAGUGGCGAGUUACGACUAGUACAGGAUGGCAUGACGUUGGAUGAAAUCGAUGCUGCAUUUAAGCUCGAUAUCACGAAGGGAGAUAAUGCGCAGAGUCGUAAACGCAAACGCGAUGAAGCUGCGAUGGCUGCUGACGCCACAGUCGGCAAGGCUUCUGAGAGUACUCUAGCAUAUGGUGAGGGUUGGAACGAGUUCGACUCUGAUUGUGAUGAUUGGGAUAAGAGUAGCAUCGAGGACGAAGAGGAGUACGAAGAAGAGGAAGAGGCCGAAGAGGAUGAAGAGGCCGAAGAAGAGGCCGAAGAAAAGGAUGAUGAAGAGGACGAGGAAGAUAGAGGCGCAGUAGGUGAGAUUGACGAGCCUAAGGGUGAAAACGACGUGCUUGACGAAUAG